GUGGGGAGGCGGGAUGUAGGGCGCACGGUUUGGUGUCGGUGGCAGCGCUGUGGCGGUGGCUGAGUGCAGGGCAACAAGACCAGAAUGUCACAGCAACGGACACUGCCUCAAAGUAAAGAGCUCCUGCUCCAGUCCUACAACAAGAGAUUGAAAGAUGACAUCAAAUCUAUUCUGGAUAACUUCACAGAAAUCAUUAAAAGUGCUCGGGUUGAAGAUGAGACACAGGUUUCCCGUGCGACUCAGUGUGAACAAGAUCACUACGAGAUGCAUGUGAGAGCAGCAAAUAUUGUGCGUGCUGGGGAGUCUCUGAUGAAGCUGGUGUCAGACCUUAAACAGUUCCUGAUUCUGAACGACUUUCCCUCGGUGAAUGAAGCCAUUAACCAGCGAAAGCAGCAGCUUCGGAAUCUACAGGAAGAGUGUGACAAGAAGCUGAUCACCCUGAGAGAUGAGAUUGCAGUUGAUCUGUAUGAGCUGGAAGAAGAAUAUUACUCCUCCAGGUACAAAUAGCACGGGACUGCCGUCCCUCAGCCUCAAACGUCUGAGCAGCCACAACAGGGGCCCUGACAUACUCCACAGUGUAACAAGUCUCACCUUCUCAGAACGUUAUACAUUUUUAAUCCCACAACAUAGUAUUCUUCUAUCACCAUAUUUAACAAUCUGAGGUUCUUACAUUAGUAUAUUCUUGUACUGAUUCCAUUGCGCCAAUAUACUUCAUUGAGAUGAGAAGGGGUUUCUAUUUAAACUGUUUCCAUAAUGCUGCUUAUUAUCGAUAUCCCUAUGCCAUGCACUAGAAAUGGAAAUCUUUCUUUCUUUCCAGUAUUUUAUGGGCAUGAUUUGUGUUCUGGUUGAAGCACCCCUACAGUACAUGAUCAUCAGCUGACUACAGUCUCAAUCGAACACAAUGGCUACUCUUACAACCCUACCAGUCAGUGCCCAUUAGCAUUGUGUAGAGUCUUGCGUAAGGGGGUAGGAGAAACUCUUGUGUGUUUUAACACACUUCCUCCUCGUCCCAACUCUGCGUGAUAUUAAACAAAUUCCUGACGCACAGCUAAAAAAUACUGUAAGUAAAUGAAAAGUUUCUUAUGCUUUCCCACCCCCUUUCCACCAUGCCCUUCAAAACAAGACAUGCUGAUUCCCCAUGGGGGAACUGUGGGGUAAAAAUGGCCUCCUUAGAGGAGCAAGCCCAGCCGAGAGUUUUUGCCAGUCAAUCAAUCUUCAAACAUUCUUGGGUUCAAGGAGUGUCACUGAAAUAUCCCCUAAUGCAACUUUGAAGAAGUUCCCUCUGCUCCAACAUCUGUUAGAGGAGUUUGCUUUUUCCUUUUGUAGAAGGCAUUGAAACUUAGAACAUACCUUUUAUGCGAGGCAGAAAAAAAUGCUCCUUUAAUGUUCAACAAACCAGUGCAAUCAUUUUAAAAUGAUGGAAAUUGGACAGAAUGUUCCUGUCCUGUUUUAUGCAAUGAAGAUAUGAGAAUUUUUAGACUUUUUAAAGCACAAACUGAAAUUUUAUAUCUCCCUAAAAUAUAAUCUUAUACAAUUUAUGUAUGCACUACCCCUUGUUUGUCAACCUUUAGACAUCACACUGUGUAUAACACAAACUUCAUAUUUUUGGGGGAGGGAUGAAGUCCUGUAUUUGUUUGUCUGCAGUAGAAUGACAUUGUGGUCAUAAAAUAGGCUAGUUACAUGGAACACUCCUUUAUUUCGAUGAGCAGCAUGUUAAAGAGCAUUUGAUUUAACUAUAACCAACAUCACAAGACAUUUUAUAUAUAAUAAUCACUGCAGCAACAUUUUAUAUAAUAUACGUAUAUAUUUUGAUAUCUUUGUAAGCUGUGAAAUGGAAAAAAAAACCUUUCCUAAGUUGCAAAUGUUAAAAUUGAAGCGCUGAGUAAUUCAGAACCUCUUCCGCUCCCACACUGAACUAGACGAUAAAACCGGCAGUGCUUUUACAGUGAACCUACUUUCCUUAUAUAUCCCAUAUCAGUUCUGCCAAUUGCCUGAUUAUCCCUAUAGUAUAACUGUUGUAAGUUACUUGCUCAUCUUCUCUUUCAGUGUUGUGCUGCACAUAUAUGUGUGGCAUAUCAAAGUGGUCUCUUAACAGAAAAUCCCAUAACACUUAGUCUUCAACUAGCUGUAGAGCCUCAUAUAUUCAAUGCCCAUACAAGUGUAAUGUUGUUCCUACAUAUUAUGUUGGUCUGUACACUGUGAAUCCCAUGAUAUCAGUGUUGUGACUGAGCUGUACAUCCCACAAUAUUCCAUGCACAAACCACAUACUUUUCCCAUUAUAUGAUUACUGUCCCUCUGCUCAGUAACUCUGCUGCUCAGCAAAUAGGGCUUUGGUCAUGGCCUGUCCUAGCUAGAUCCAGAGACUGGGCCCCAGAGCCCAAGACCUCUGUCCUGUGCUGUAAAGUACUAUUGGGCUUAGAAUUCCUUCUCAGCCACACAAUUCCAUCCCUCGUGUGUAUGCAGAAUACCAGUCUCAGCCAGGAACGGGGUGGGGGGGAGGGGGGGGCAGUGGAAUGCCACAGUCGCUCCUCGUCUAGUGAGUAGAAGGGGAGAAAUCAAUCACACUUUCUUCUGAUAACUGCUAGUAUGACUGAUUCUUACUGGAAAGUGUGCGUGUUCAUGCAUACAAUUAGGUGAGAACAGUAUUGGAUUGAGUGGCAGUGCCACCCACAGUCAAAUAGAUUGUCACAAAAGAUGGUCAGCGUUGAUGUGGUUGGCCAAAAAACCUGGUUCUGUGAUUGCGUGACCUUGCCACUCUAUCACAUCCAAAGAAUGGCUGUUUGGAGUUGGUGUAGGACAAUGAGAAAUCAGAGAAUAGCCAGUCCUCUUGUAUCCAUUAGCACAAAGAAAGCCAGCACCCUUGGGUGAAGGGAGUGGAGAAAUAACUAAUCAGAGUUUGAAGAUUGUAUGUGGAAAAAGAGCACAUGAAAACUUCCCAAAUAUCUCUGUAUAUCUUUUAGAAUCAAUGUGACCACCUCUUGCACAUAUUGCUGAUUCUAUUUCAGUGAAACACAUUCCUCAGGUUUUAAAGCUUUAUGUCUCUGAGGCCUGUAAUGGCUUAGAGCAUGGACUGAAAGCAUAACUUACUUUAACUAACAGGUCCUUCCAGUAGUGAUGUCCAAAUGAAUGUUACAUUUAAUAAUUGUCAUUUAAACCUUGUGCCUUGUUCACUGUUCCCAACAUUUUAAAGAAAGUUGUUUUUAUUUCUGUACUUGUUUUAUUUUAAGAUUUAUAUAUAAUUUAGACUGGGUGCUAAUUUUGUUACAUAUUCCAGCAUCCCACUUUAAACAUUCAACAUUUUAUAUACUACUUAAAUAAAGUUAAAACAUACAGAUC
Messenger RNA from Pristis pectinata (smalltooth sawfish), 3336 nucleotides. RefSeq names its product mediator complex subunit 22 (gene med22). Gene Ontology annotation, cellular component: mediator complex. Lineage: Eukaryota; Metazoa; Chordata; Chondrichthyes; Rhinopristiformes; Pristidae. The coding region runs from base 85 to 507 and encodes 140 amino acids. The transcript has 4 exons. Gene Ontology annotation, molecular function: transcription coregulator activity. Gene Ontology annotation, biological process: regulation of transcription by RNA polymerase II. The record is from RefSeq and is a predicted model, not a curated record.